Cladocopium goreaui is the source of this 451-nucleotide messenger RNA. The record is from the annotation of a GenBank genome assembly. NCBI's taxonomy places the organism in Eukaryota, Dinophyceae, Suessiales, Symbiodiniaceae.
GCCGCGCCUAUGGUUGCUUUUGGCAGGGUUGGAACUUUGUUUUGCUGAUUGGACAGUGGCUUCAGGGGCUUGCCGAGUUGACAGCGAUGGAUGCUUGCAGAGUCCCCGCUAUCCUUCAAGCUACAGAAAUAGCCAGAACUGUGAAGUCACUGUGGCUGAUGGCAAUUCCAAAUCCAUCAACGUGAAGGCCUUUGACACUGAAACUGGUUACGACAUUUUAGAAGUGAAUGGUCGACAGUACAGUGGCACUGCGGGCCCAAACGAUGUGGUGCCAUCUGGAACAAUUACUUGGAGUUCAGCAACUUGCUUGAAAUUAGAUUGCAUUUUCUUGAGGAGAUCAAGGAGUGAACCGUGCUGAGUUUGAUUCGCAUUGGCAAGCAGUGUGCCAGGCCAGCAUUUUCGAACAGGCAUGGAAAUAAACACGACUACGGUACGGAUAUGCAGAAAAAAA